This is a messenger RNA of Phyllopteryx taeniolatus (common seadragon), 5298 nucleotides long. Its product is annotated as S-phase kinase-associated protein 2-like. The transcript has 10 exons. Bases 278 to 1414 code for a protein of 378 amino acids. NCBI's taxonomy places the organism in Eukaryota, Metazoa, Chordata, Actinopteri, Syngnathiformes, Syngnathidae. Gene Ontology annotation, cellular component: SCF ubiquitin ligase complex. The record is from RefSeq and is a predicted model, not a curated record. Gene Ontology annotation, biological process: SCF-dependent proteasomal ubiquitin-dependent protein catabolic process. Gene Ontology annotation, molecular function: protein binding.
UGUGUUCUUUCAAGACUGAUGUGAGCAAAGCUCCUUCGUACAUUUGCCGUCCGUGCGUGGAUGAACAUACUUGUUGCUUUCGCCAUCCUGCGUUCAUCCGAAGAUGCAACGACUUGACUGAAGCUAACCCCAAAACGUCCUCGUUUGCACCAGAGGACGAAAGAAGUUGCAACUGAAAGGGGAGGAGGAGAUUCUCCCGGGACAGCAUCUGGUAGCAGGCCACCUGGUUUACAAAACCAAAAAAAGCCCUUAAAACAACGCAAGAAGGCCGAACAAAAUGGGGAAGAGAGGAAAUAACAGCAAGAAACGCCGGCGUACAUCUGCCGAAGGUGGAAAAGGGCCAAAGAGAAAAUUCCCCGUUGACAAAGCGGAAGACGACAAUGCAAAAGAGGAUGGAGGCGUUCCAGCAUGGGACCACCUUCAAGAUGAGCUGAUCCUCAGGAUCUUCUUCCUCCUCCCUUUGCGGGACCUCGUCAGGACAUCGGUCGCUUGCAGACGCUGGCAUCGUUUGGCGUUUGAUGAAUCGCUGUGGCACAGUGUGGACUUGCAGGGGGUGAUCAAUACGGGUCUAGCGCUGGAGCAGGUGCUGAAGACGGGUGUGCGCAGGUUAAGCUUCCCUGGCGUGCACAUAGACAACAGAUACUUAAGGAACAUGUGCAGACUGAAGAUUACUGAAAUGGACCUGUCCAUGACCGAAAUCAAGACAACCACCCUUGAGAGGAUCAUCGGUUGCUGUACUCGUUUGGAGUGUCUCAGUCUGUCUGGCAUGAAGCUCUCCUGCGCAAUUCUCCUAGGUCUGUCCUAUAAUCGGCACCUACGGCAGCUCAACCUGAGUGGAUGCUACGGCUUCACUGCGCCCUCCCUCGCUCGCAUGUUACGAUCUUGCUCCAGAAUACAACAUUUGAACAUGUCAGGCUGCCGCUUCAACCGUCACAUCGUGAAAAGCAUAUUCAAUAAUGUGAGCUCCACUGUUACAGCCCUCGACCUCAGUGGAAAAUAUUGCUACUCCUCGCUAGAUGAUUUGAAAGCCUUUGUGAAGAGAUGUCCUGAUGUUUGCAUGCUACAUUUCAAUAACUGGAGAAUUACCAUGGGGUUCUUGGCCGUGCUCUCCAAGCUCAAAGAUCUGGUGCACCUGUCCCUGAACGGCUGCCUUGGCCUUGACCUUGCCGCCAUCACUGACAUCAAAAAGACAUUCCCCUCGCUGAAGUACUUAAGGGUGAUCCCUGCUGCACAUAUCAGAGAGAUGUCCUCCUUGGAGGAGGCAAACCCCAGCGUUUGCGUCAACCUCUUCCCUUCAUUUGUCAUCGCCUCCCCCAAGCAGCCACGCGAAAGUGUUGGCGACCUCAGGAUGUGGGACAGAACAAUUCGAUUGAGGUUCACAUCAAGGCCUCUCGCCCGAAUAUGGCUGGGAUAGGCUCCAGCACGCCCGCGAGAGAAGCCAUUCAGGAAAUGGAUGGAUGGAAAUUGCUUCUCUAGAAAUUUAGACUUUACGCCGAUCUGAUCGCUUUGAUCGGUCUCCGCCGAUAAUUAACAUUUUAUGCUGAUCGGAAGUUUUUGUCAGGGGGAAAAAAAAUUUGCGGGUAAGUUUUUUGCAGUCUGCAAAACUGCAGUACAUGGUCGGGAACGUCAUCUAAAUGCUUCGACACAACAAAUUAGAAGGAGCGUGGAGAAGAGUAAGCAUGAAGCAUCGCAAUAUGCUUCAAGCUCAAGAUGAUUCUCUCUUCAUGUAACACAAUAUUUGAUCAUUGUUCCGUUGGGAGUAUCGUAGAACAUGUUUAGUCAUUGUUGUUCAUUUGGUUCUUUCAGGUCAUUGUGUGACAGUUUACUGACGAUCCAACGAAGGCAGGUCUUAUAUGAUAUGUCAUCACAUAUAUCAAACUGGGUAUUAACAGGUGUACUGGCAUUGUCAAUGUUUUGUUUUUGCUCACAAGGUGCCAGCCUUGCUUUGCAGUCAGACCUGCCAAAUCUUUCCGGUAUUUUUGUGCUCCCCUUGUUCUGUGAAAAGUCAAUACCAAGUAAAUGUUUUGAGCAUGCAAAUAUUAACAUCCAUCUGAUGUGUAAUAUAUCAUAUUGAGCUGCCACUUGCAUCAAAGUACGUACAGAUGUCAUGUUUACAGUUGGGACAAUGUCUCCCUUGUAAUCUCUUCCUUCCACCUGAUUGUAGCCUUUUGCCACAUGUCUCAUCUGGUUUUUCUUUGAUUGUGUGAACCCACCUGCCGCCCACUGUAUGGUUACGCUCUGGCAGUGUGGGCAGUAGUUUCCUGAAGGGAAUCCAUUUCAUCCUUCAUAGCCUGAGCCCAAAUGUUUGACCUUGGCGACUGCAUGGCUGCACUGUCGACUUUUUUGUUGGUCCGCUCAUGGUUGAAGGGUUCAGAGCAAGUCAAAUGUAUCACUACCUACUGCGCUACCUGGUGGAACCACUGGGCAUUACAGGAGAAGGUCAAAUGAAUGCCGCCAUGAUUUGGGCAAUUCUGUACCAAUCUUUGGCGGGCCGGAUGUGGCCCGAAUCCCAUCUUUUGCUUCUGGUUCUAUAGGGCCAGCCAAAUCUGUGUGCACGAACUUGAAUGUGGCCUUGGCGCUCAUCGGGCUCCCUGUUGACCAAAGGUGCCCUUUGGUAAAUCUAAUCUACACUGUGACGCUUGCACAAUCUUACCCUUAAUUUUCAUUCCCUUUGUCACACGCUCAAGCUUUGACACAUCCUCGUAAUUACAAUGACCCAGAAUUUCGUGCCAUGUUUGAAUAUCUAAAGUUUAUGACGUAGAUACAGUCGACAAGAUGAUUUUUUCACCGUGUCCACCGAUUGGGAGGCCCUCGCCCAGGAAACCGACCACGUCCCAUCAUUGCAAAGCUUGAACACUUACAUGAGCAAAAAGUGUUUGUAAAAUCCAAAGGUCGGGAACGACCAGUUCCCCAAGGAAAUCAACGAGAGGCAUCAAAUUUUGUACCCGUUGAUGAGGAUUACCGCGACAAAAGGCAAACGAGCGUGGUUACGGCCAACUGUUUGAUGUUCCCUACUGUUUGGUGUGAUCUAUCCGAAUGUCGUGACUUUGCAGUACCGAAAUAUAGCGUCUCUUAUCACCCUCUAAAUAACCUUCGUCAAAACUGUCAAAGAAAACUAAGAAAGCAUGGUACCAAAUCAAUUUAAAAUUAUGAUUAUCUAUUUAAAUCUAAAUUUACAUUAAAUUCAAUGUGAUUAUCUAUUUAAAAUCACGAUUAUGAUUGUGAUAUGUCACACUUAACAUUCGAUCACAGGCAAAGAGAAUUAAGAUGAUGGGUUAUACCAAUAAACCUAUUACAAGAAACGCACCUUAAUAUGGCAAUGCCUCUAAUUUCAUUCAGGUUACGUCUGCCUUCUAUAACUGUAGACAAAGAGGAGUCUCAAUACUAGUCCAUAAAAGACGAUACUUUUUACAAUAAAUAGUACAGCAGCAGAUCCAGAAGGCCGAUAGAUAAUGAUGCAGGCUGCAAUAUUUAACAAGCUUUACACAAUUGUCAAUGUAUAAUACGCUCCAAAUAACGAUGAUCCAGCCUUUUUCCACAUGCUCUUUUCACACUUGUUAAACUUGUCAGCCAAUUCUACAAUUAUUAUGGGAGGUGAUUGUAACCAUACGCUAAAUCCCCGAAUAGAUCGCUCACGUCUCAAAAAUAGCAAUCAGCCACAAUGCUGGGGGUGUGGCAUUGGGUCCCCGCGGCCCGCCCCCGGGUCCCUCGGCGUGGGACGCGUCCCGUCCGCCGGGCUCCUCUCGGGCGGACCCCUGGUCCCGAUCCCGCCCCUCGAUUGAUCGGGCGGGGUCCUCGGCCACAGCCAUUACAGGACACAUCUGUCAGUCUUUGUGCAUGCGAAACGGUGUCAAUUCACUUGCAUGUAUCCGCAGACGCGCACCCCAGGGGCUCUUUUCACUGGGGGUGGGGCCACGCACUUAUUGCGACAAAUAACUCAUGAAUAUGCAAAUCACUUGUGUAUACCCUCACUUAUACGCUCGCCCGCUAGACUUUUGUAAUUUACAUAAUUAACCCCACCACACUUCAGUUGUACAGCCGGGUUCGCGACUCCGGUCCUGCAUGCUUCUUCUCCCGUCCUUGUCCUGUUCUAUCUUGUGCGUGUACCCUUUGACCUCCCGCGCGGCGCACACCUGCAGCGCCAUGUCGUCCGAGGGGCGCCACACCUGCUGCUACUUCGCCUACGGCGCGCUCAGCCUCUACAGCCUGGGCGAGACUGCGGGCACGCCGCAAUGCUUCUCAGCAGCGACUCUAUAGAACGCGUCGACUGUUUCGGGGCGGGAUCGGAGGUGCGACAGUCGGUUGCUUGGUUUUAGUAACCAAACAAGUUUGGAUCGUGAUGAUCAUGUUUUGAGCCAAUAACGCCUUCUUGCCACGUCAUGUUACACCCUGAACUGGUUGCCAGCCAAUCUUAAAUACUCAUAAGGAUGAGAAAACCUGGUUUUACAAAGGUUCCCGCUUGGGGCUGACUUGGUUUCUUACUACUUGACUUAUUCCAUUUGCAUGCAGCCUAAGAGCUAAAUCCUGUUUGCAUUGGACUCUCUGCUCCAUUAUCUGAUCUGAUCUGAGACUGCAGAUCUCAGAGCCCUACUGGCUCUAUAUUCCACGAGCUUUUGUUUCAUAUAUUCAGGACCUACAGUGUAAACCAUGAAAUGAUUUACAGACCAGUAGCAGAACUUUCAAGUCUAUUCUAGAGCUGACUGGGAGCCAGACUUUCAAGUUGGGGUUUCAGCUGCUGAACUGUUUUGAGCGCCGAAUGUCUCCCGAUGACGCGCUGCCCCACAAAGAAACAACCUUGUAUCAGGUUUUGAGGCUCCACAUACAUUAUCUUUUUUUAAUGAACCGCAAAAACAUGGCGCAAUUGUCAAGAAAAGAGGCGAGAGAGUGACUUCUGGCAAUGGCCGAUCGCCCCGUUCGCUGACUCCACUCGUGCGUUUCGGUGACAGAGACUCUCCACGAUGCGCUUCCGUAGAUAGGAAAUGAUCAAUAGAAUAAAGUGUUGCAGUGAAAAUCGAUUUGUAUUUGACUGUAUUGGUACGGCUUUCGCUGGGCGUCACCGACAUUGCAAAUCUGCAAAUGUCUUUUUAAAAUUGUUGAUGAAAGCUUGUGCACUUUUGAUUGGCUUUGACGUCUUUGAUGUUGCGAUCAAAAGUUCGGGCGGUUGUGGGUCAAACGCACUUUGUGUGUUGUGUGGUAAAAGUCAAACAUGCAGUAUAUAUUUUGAAGUGCCUGCAGAGCUUUGUCUUAAAUUGCACAAAUAUCCCCCCCCCCCCACCCCCAAAAAAUUGCUGUUCAUUU